CGAGAGCAGCUCGUGUCCCCGAAUUUGUCCGACGAGCGGUGAGCCGGUAUGUGGCAGCGACGGCAUCAUUUAUGCGUCCUCCUGCGAAAUGCGGAAGAAGACGUGCGGCAAAGGGGUGACAGUGGCCUUGGAGAAAACGGCCUGCCUGCGAUCGUCGGGCAGUAAGUGCGAGAACCGCUGCCCCGGUGACCAGGAUCCAGUUUGCGGCACGGACGGGCGCACUUACCUCAACAAGUGCAUGCUCAGGGUGGAGAUAUGCCGAGUGGGCAUCGAGCAGUCGCAUCUCGGGCCGUGCAACAACAUAUCGGCCCACAGGGAAAAUUGCCCGGUCUCGUGCGACAUCGCGCCCCUCGACGGACCGGUUUGCGGCAGCGACGGCAACGUAUACAAGUCCACCUGCCAAAUGAAACUCCUCACUUGCGGGCAAGGCGUGGUGAGGACGAAUAAGAAGCACUGCCAGACGACGAGACACUGCCGGGAGUCCUGUUGGCGUGGCGCCAAACCCGCUUGCGGAAGUGAUGGCAAGAUCUACGCGAAUACCUGCAAAAUGCGAGCAAAGAACUGCGGGAAGCACGUGUUCGAGAUACCGAUGUCCUUCUGCAUGACUCAGGAAAGGACUUCCGGCAGCACAUCCGUGACCUGUCCCCUGGACUGCAAGGGCGAGCCGGAAAUUGCAGUUUGCGGCUCGGACGGCAGUAUCUACCGAAGCGAGUGCGAAAUGCAGAUGCUCAACUGCGGAAACACGAGAAGAAAAGUGACAGCUGUGGACUUUGAAAAGUGCCGAACGCGGCUGGCCAAGUGCGUGAAACAACAGCAGCACUGCACCGACGAGGUCGAUCCAGUUUGCGGAAGCGAUGCCAGCACCUACUCGAACCAGUGCCACUUGAAUGUCGCCAUCUGCCUGAAAGGCAUCCAGUUGGCUCACGUAGGCGAAUGCACGACCUUGAAGGAGACCGAAGAGUGCCCGGAGGACUGUAGCGAGGUGCCCGAGGAACCAGUUUGCGGCAGCGACGGUAACGUCUAUCGAUCGUUGUGUCAGCUGCAGAAGGAGACGUGCGGUCAGCGAGUGGUCCAGGUGCCGGCCCAACAUUGCCCCACGACUGCUCUCUGCAAUCAGAUCUGUAGCGGCGAGAGGGAGUUCGUCUGCGGCUCCGACAACAAACUCUAUCGCAACGAGUGCGAGAUGAAGAGGGACAACUGCGGAAAACACGUGUACGUCGUGCCGAUGAAGCGAUGCAUGCAGGGCUUUCUCUUCCGGGGCUGUCAGAAAAUCUGUCCGCCCUACUACGACCCGGUCUGCGGUACCGAUGGCAUGAGCUACAGCAACGAGUGCUUCCUCGAGAUCGAAGUCUGCCGCACGCGAAAUCACGUCACGAAGAAGUACCACGGAGUCUGCGGCCAGCCCACCGAGGAGCCCAAGAACUAUCUCUACUGAAUGUGUCCCCGAACAUUGAUGCCGGCUCGAAGUGCAUUUCAGAAAAAGCUGACGCUUCGUACGGGUUUUUCAUGAGAAAAAUUGAAAAAUAAAAUAAAAUAAAAUCUGAACAGAGUUAUCAUGAUGAUCGAACUGAAGAUUAUUGUAGUUUCGCGGAUGUUUAGGUAGCUUGCAAAAAAAACUAUACAUAUAAAUAUAAAUAUAUAUACAAUAUCGUUUUUUAUUUAUUUUGCAUAUGUGUAGAUUAAUUUUUAAUUUAUGCGUAUCGCGAAGGAGGUGGACGGAGAAAUUAAGCAAUUAGUUAAUUAAAUAUACCAUCGAUGCGCAAACGAGUGGCAUCGUGCGAUGGACAAUCACGAAGUGCCAAGAAACGAAAUUAGAAGAGAAAAAAACAAAACAUGAGAGAAAAAAAGGGACGUAAUGAGGUCCUAAACGUCUACUUGAGACGAUUUCUUUUUUCUCGAUUUGAAAACUUAUAUAAUUAUAUUUAUUGUAGAUGUCUCAUACGAAGCACUCUAUUGUCAUUAUUGUUACUAUUUUUUUUUUUUUUUUUUCUUAUACGAA
Molecule: messenger RNA, 1999 nt
Organism: Copidosoma floridanum
Lineage: Eukaryota; Metazoa; Arthropoda; Insecta; Hymenoptera; Encyrtidae
Product: serine protease inhibitor dipetalogastin
Cellular component (GO): extracellular region
Molecular function (GO): protein binding
Source: RefSeq, a predicted model, not a curated record